AUGGCUAUCAAUCAAGGUGAAGAAAUGAGCCCUAGCACGAGCAGAAACGACCAAUCCGUCAUCGAUGCUGGUAAUCCCCUUUACAUUCACCCUUCUGAUAAUCCCGGAAUGACUCUAGUACCAAUUCGGUUUGACGGAAUUGGAUAUCGCUCAUGGAGAAGGAGCGUGUUGCGAGCUCUGUCAGUCAAGAAUAAAUUAGGGUUUAUAAAUGGGGAAUUUGUGAAACCUAGCUCCGAUUCCCCUCAAUCCCGCCAAUGGGAGAGGUGCGACGACAUGGUAACCUCGUGGAUCCUCAAUUCCCUCGCCAAAGAGAUUUCUGAUAGUGUGGAAUAUGUAAGCAACUCAGCUGAGUUGUGGAGGGAGUUAGAGGAUCGUUAUGACCAAAAGAAUGGAGCGAAACUGUAUCAGAUUCAGAAAGAAAUCAACGACCUUACACAGGGUUCCUUAGACAUUACUGCGUACUACACACGUAUGAAGAGACUGUGGGAGGAACUGAGCACCUUGAGUGCUAAGUCUUAG
Molecule: messenger RNA, 519 nt
Organism: Nicotiana attenuata
Lineage: Eukaryota; Viridiplantae; Streptophyta; Magnoliopsida; Solanales; Solanaceae
Exons: 1
Coding region: 1-519 (172 amino acids)
Source: RefSeq, a predicted model, not a curated record